Molecule: messenger RNA, 2066 nt
Organism: Rhizophagus irregularis DAOM 181602=DAOM 197198
Lineage: Eukaryota; Fungi; Glomeromycota; Glomeromycetes; Glomerales; Glomeraceae
Source: RefSeq, a predicted model, not a curated record
AACGAUUUCUACGAAAGUGUUGUUUCAAUCUGUAAUGAAAAAAUGUUGUUGGAAAAUUCUUAAACGUUCAUUAAUAAUAUGUGAUUCACCAUGUAAUAAUAAGUUUGGACUUUGUAGAAAUGAAAUUAUAGUUGUUUGGUAGUAACAAAUAACAAAACACGAGCAAUGGUUUCGAUAAUUAACUUACAAGAAGAAUUUUAUGAAUAUAGUAACGGUUGCAAACCCCAUAAUAUUAAUGAAUUAUGGAAUUAUUACAUGGAACAAAAACGUAACUUUUUAAAUAAUAUACCAAUAUAUCUUCAUUUAACAUUAUUGAAAACUUUAUAUGAAAAGAGAGAAAUAGAAAAAGUAUUAACCAUAAUAAAAUAUUUAAGGGGAAGAGAAAAUUUGGUCAAAUGGUUUAAUAAUAAUUUAAUGAUAUUAGAAUAUAUAGUUAAAUUAAAUAUAGAAGAGAUAAUUAAAAAUUUUAAUUUUUUAAAUACAAAAGGAAAUUUACCAAUUCCUACGAUCGUCGAUUUAAUAAAAUCUUUAGUUAAGGAGAAAGAAAUUAUCACGGCUGAAGAAUUAUUUGGAAAAUUGGGAAAAGAAUAUUAUGAUGUUGAGAUAUAUAAUAGUAUGAUGGAUGGAUAUAUUAAAUGUGUUAGAGAAAAUAAAUUGGAAAAAUCAUUAUAUAUAUUAGAAAUGAUGCAAAGAAAUAGAAUUAAACCAAAUAUAAAAACUUAUAAUAUUUUAUUAAAUUUAUUUAGUAAAGUAAAAGCUCAAUCUGAAGCAGAAAGAUUAUUUGGAGAUAUAAUUGAAAAUGGAAUUGAACCUGAUGAAAGAGGUUAUCAAGGAGUAAUCUUAUCUUGUGCAAAAAAUAAUGAUAUUGAAAAAUGUUUUCAUUAUUUUGAUCGUAUGAUCGAUAAAGGAAUAAGUCCAACCAUUUAUCAUUAUUCUACUUUAAUGUCAGCAUGCGUUAAAUCUGGAUACCCGGAAAUUGCAAUCGAUUUAUAUACGGAAAUGGUUUAUACUACAAAUAUUAGACCUAAUGGUGUAAUUUUAACAACUUUAAUGUGCGCUUGGACUCGACUUAGAAGAAAAAGAUCCUAUAAAAAAAAAGAUUUAGAUCAAAUAUUUGAGGAUAUAAAAAAAUAUGAUGAACCGGAUUUAAUCGCUUAUACAACUUUAAUUAAUGCAAAAUCAAAACAAUUGAAAUUGGAUGAAGCUAUUCAAGUUUAUCAACAAAUGCUUAUGCAUAAUAUUAAACCUAAUGUUUACACUUAUACCACUCUAAUUGAUGCUUCUGCUAAGUUGAGAAAUUUAUCUACUGCUUUGAGAUUAUUUGAUGAUAUGAAAAGAAUGAAUGUUUCUCCUAAUCAAUUCACUUAUUGUUCUAUAAUGAGUGCUUAUAUUAAUAAUGGUCAAUUAGAAAACGCGUUUCGAACUUUUGAGGAAAUGAAACAAAAUGGAUUAAAUCCUGAUAUUGCUUGUGUCAAUUGCUUAUUGGAUGCUUGUAAUCGUUCUGGAUCAAUGAAAUCAUUCUUUGAAUUAUAUUCUGAUACAAUAAAAAAAUAUCAUUUAAUCCCGGAUAAUGCCACUGUAACAAUUUAUAUUGAUGCUUGUACUUAUAAUAAUUAUUUUAAUGCUGGAAAAAAAUUUUAUGGACAAAUAAUUAAAAAUAAUUUUCCUUUUUCUGUUAUUAGAUUAAAUAAUCAAAAUAUUUUAGCUAUAAUUAAUUUUAUAAUUAAAAGUGGUAAUUUGGGUGAAUUUGCUAAUUUAUUAAACUUUAUGAAACAAAAAUUAUUUCAUCCAAGUCCUUUUAUUAAAUUAGUUAUUUACAAUCAUUUAAAUGAAUUAAAUAAUGACAAGGAAAUUGAAGCUGUAAAUCGUGUUUUACAUGGUUGGUCUGAUAUUCCAACAAAAAGAGAUUUAAUUAAAUUUAAAAAAAAAUAUAGUAGAUAACAUGUACAGUAAUCUUUGUAAUUUCAGUUUUUAAAUUUGAAUUUAAGUAAUAAUAUAAAUAUUAUUAGUAUUCCAAAUUACCCGAAAGUCAUUUGAGAGUCUUGCCUCAGAAAUGUAAUAAAUUA